AUGCAGGGUCCAUUGAUACGCCAGAGUGCCAAACAAGGCGAAUUUGAGGGGUCCCAGCGGCGCUCUGCCAUUCAUUUGCGGAUCCCGCAUCCACGAAGCGAGAUAGAGGAAGAUUCACACCCGCACUUUCAGACCAAGUUACCGGAAGACUGCGUGUUUGCUUCGCGUCAUAGACGAUGCGGGUUGCAAAGAGAAUCGGAGAUCGAAGCAGAGUUGGAAAUUCAAGCCAACACGCUUUUGGAUGGAAACGCAGGGCGAAGUGCGGAAGCGGCGUUUGACGUCAUCUCUGCUGCACUCGCAAAGUGUCAGGGUCAAGCCAAAAUUCCAAAGACUGCUCCACCCCCGUUCUGUCCGUGUCUGCGUACAGAAUCCGGAGCGAGACGCAGUGCCAACUUCCGCAUGGUAUCUUCAGCACAGCACGCCGCCUUCAAUUUUAGUUUCCGACCGGAAAGUUGA
Molecule: messenger RNA, 456 nt
Organism: Pseudozyma hubeiensis SY62
Lineage: Eukaryota; Fungi; Basidiomycota; Ustilaginomycetes; Ustilaginales; Ustilaginaceae
Product: phospholipid-transporting ATPase
Exons: 1
Coding region: 1-456 (151 amino acids)
Source: RefSeq, a predicted model, not a curated record